Molecule: messenger RNA, 2156 nt
Organism: Pogonomyrmex barbatus (red harvester ant)
Lineage: Eukaryota; Metazoa; Arthropoda; Insecta; Hymenoptera; Formicidae
Gene: IntS10
Product: integrator complex subunit 10
Biological process (GO): snRNA processing
Cellular component (GO): integrator complex
Source: RefSeq, a predicted model, not a curated record
CCAUAAUACAGGCAGGGAUGCAAAAGUACGGAGCUGCGUGCAGCUGUAUAUGCAUAUUGGAGUUAUUAUACGUGAUAUUACAUUAUGUUGGAAAAACCGUCCAGUACGGAUAAUCAGUUAUCCAAAGAAGAUUAUUUGAUAAUGAGAGCUAAGAAGGCAUUACCAGUCGACAUUUAUGCCGCUAAAUCAUGGUUGAUCAGCAAAUCUUUAUUUCCACAUAGUGCAAAAGUUCAGUUUGAGGCAUAUCGUAUUGAGAAAUUGUCAAAAAAUGUAAAAGAAGCUGCAAAAUGUUUCAGUGAAAUAUUUCAAAAUUUUCCGGAUGAUCGUGACAUAUGGAAAGAGAUAGAAACAGUAACAACGUGUCUUCGUUUAGAACAAUGCGAUAGCGAGGCAGAAUUUUUAUGCCGAAUGUUCCAACAUAUUCCACAGGAUCUACAACAUAGAUUGCUCGUAAUGACAGCAGAUCAUAGCGAAGAUACAAUGGAACAUUGUAAAUUAUUGCUAUUAUUAUUGCGCAAGUUUCCUCAAACUAUUGCAACUCAUGGAACACGUUUGGUGGAAACUCUCUUAACAGCAGAGAAGCAUAGUCAUCCAGGUCGAGCCGUGAAUGGUUUCAGAAGAUUAUUGGCAUGUGAAGCAUUGCCACUGCUUGGUGGUGCUGUAGUAGAAUUGAAUCCACGUCUUAGUUUACGAUUGCUAUGUAAGGCUGUGGAAUUUUAUUUAGCGUACAUACAACAGCCACAAGAUACACAAAUUCAAAAUCCAUGGGACAGACUCUUUCAAAUCGUGGAGUUAAUAGGCAAGAAAUUAGGAUGGGAACUGAGUGGUUUAUUUGCUACACCUUGGAGUCGAGAAGCAUACAGCGAUAGACUGCAGCAGUACGCAAUUGUACACAGCACUGGUUUGUGCGAUGAGCCGAUUGUCAGACAAUUAUUAAUGUGUACAAUUGUAGUAUUAUUAAGAAUAUUGAAUGAGCAUAACACUCUUAUGAAUAGUGAAGAAACAAUGUAUUGCCUCGUAGAAGCUUUUGGGGAAGGAAUAUAUUCCUCUGCAGAAUCCAAAAUAAAGAAGCGAAAGCGGGAUGAUAAUGCUGGAAUAAUAAUCACUAGCGAUAGUGAUUAUAAUGGCAAUGGUCUAGCAUUGGCAGUAAAGUUAUGGGAUUUAUUGCACAGCAGUGAUUAUCUUCAAAGAGAGAUAACCAAACUGAAUCAACAAUUGCGGUUAGAUAACUGGCUGAAUCUCUUCUUAACAGAUUUAGCAAUGUAUAAAAGUUUACAUCAUGAAGUAUUGGCUAGAUUAUCAGAAGGGGGUAGUUUAUCUGCUAAUCUUCGUUCAGCCAGUACAUGCUUCUUUUUGAAAGAUUAUAAGGGUAUGUUGGAAUAUAUCGUUCUGGUAGCGAAUUCAUUACCUGCUGCAUCGGGCAAAGUAUCUCACAAUCUGACAGUCCCAAGCAUGAGGCAUUUACAUUAUUUAACUCUUGCCCGUUUCCCUAUUUUACAAUACUGUUGCAGAUUACUUCUUUUAGCUAUAAAGGAUAAUUUUUCUUUACCCGGAAAUAUUGGAGAUCUGGCUAUUGGACAUGCAUUGGUUCUCAUGCAGAUAGAUUGGCCACAAGAAGCUAGUACUUUGACUACAAUAACAGAACGAAUUCUCAAUCGUGGAAGUUUUACUUAUCCAUUAUUCCAAGCAUAUGUAAUAUGUGUAGACAUUUUAGAAGAAUUAACAUAUUUAUGGACCGAACAUGGCGGAGGAGUAUCAUUGGACAUAACUACAAGCGCGGGAAUUAUACAAAAUCGUCGUAUUGCUACCCGUGGCGCUGAUAAAGGGGUACGUGAAGAAUUAAAGCAAGCAAUGCGUCGACAAGCCGCGCGGGAUGGCAUUGAUCCUUUAGACGAAUUGUUACAAAAAUUUAUUGUCUCUGAAAAGGGCGCUAUUUUGCAUAGCUUAAUCAUUCAAUGAAUUAAUUUCAAAUCUCAACAUAUAUGGUUAUAUAAUUUAUACAAUAUUUUUAUAUCAAGUUUUUUGAAACAAUUACUGAUACACUCAUAACUUAAUUGUUUCUGAGUUUUAUUUAGCAAUAACAAUUACGAUAUUUUGUAAAUUAUUUAUAAAGAUUUUAUAGAAUUUAAUAUACAAAUCUAUACAAUAUUAAAAGA